This is a messenger RNA of Carica papaya (papaya), 629 nucleotides long. NCBI's taxonomy places the organism in Eukaryota, Viridiplantae, Streptophyta, Magnoliopsida, Brassicales, Caricaceae. The record is from RefSeq and is a predicted model, not a curated record.
UUUCUUUAGACGUAUCUCGUGAAUAUUUAACUUACCCAGGGAAGAGUUCACUUGAAGUGAAAAAGCUGAAACAGAAGCAGUUGAACAGACAUGGAUGAACAAGAAUUUCGACGCCUUCUUGAACUUUUCCCCGUCGUCCGAUCUCGUGAUUACUGUGUCGAAUCAGAUUCGCAAAGGCAAUCAACUUCACGUUCCAAGCAGAAUGAAGAGAUGAAGGAAUGGCAAGAUGCAUGGAGUGAUGGGGACAAAAAGGAAGUAAUAAAGGAGGACCUUCAUGAUGCAUUUUGGGAGAAGCUAAAGGCUGCUGCUGAGGGAAAGGUGGGUGCAGCAGACGCCGAAAGAUUUUGCAAGGCCUUCAUAAAAAUCCACAAGAAACUUGUUAAUGAAGAGCUGAGUUUGAGUGCUGCAAGGCGCCUUGUGAACCAAUCAAAGAAAUAGUCUCCGAUACCGGAAUAAUCUCUUGGGUUCUCUUUGUUCUUCCCCCCCCUGUGAGCCGAAUAUCUUCCGUGUAAAAAAAGAAGGAGAAUUCGAUAGAAACAGCGAUUCGAAGUUUCUAACUUUCUUGAACAUUUUGAAACUUGAUUGAUUGCACUUUCUCAUUCAAACUGAAAAUAGUUUUGUUUUCAAAA